AAAGACAGGCGUUAUCACUGAUUUUUAUUCACUUUCACGGACUGUCUGCUAGUUUGGAGCUCCGAAACAAGCCAAUUCGCAACGCUACGCUAUAUUCCUCUGGAUAUAGCAUCUAAACCUUGUUGGUAGUAAACUCUUUGGAGUUUGGUAAGAGUCAUUUAUAAUUUCUUUGCUUGUGAGAGUGGACUGCACUGAAACUUGGGACACUCGACCCUGAAACUUUAAGUUUUGGGUCGUUGGGGCUUGGACCUGCCUGGCGCAGAGCAAGACUUUUCCGCCGCGAAAAGUUCUUCUUUUUGGCCAGACUUCCUCCACUGCCCGCUGAAGAAAGAUCUGAAGACUUCGAGUCAAGAGUUUUUGAGUUUUUCUCAGUCGCUGCUACCCAAAAGAGGGAUAGAGAGCAACUGACGACGAGAUUUCAAAAAUACGUGGCAAGCUCAAAGAUGACAGUGUGUCUGAUUUAAACAAUUGGCAUCUGAAAAGAGAGCUUGAGAAGAGUCAAAAGAUCUCAAAGGAGUGCAGUAACUUGCAACAAAGAAGUUAAACCUGCUUUUACAAAGUUUUAAAGCAUCUGUCAAAGCCGACCCAAUGGAGCGGUCAGCUGUCUUCGGCCUGUCCUUGGCCCUUAUCCUGGUUCUUUUCCAUUUGACCUCUUGCACUCCCUCCGGCCCUGCCUCUCCUACCUGUGCCACACUGGAGCAGAGCAGAUUCUUUGGCGUUUUCUCCUCCACCACGACUCUCUCUUCGGCUCCCUGCUCCUGGACCCUGCAGAACCCAGACCCUCGCCGCUACAGCGUUUACAUGAAGAUCACCAAACCAACCGUCACCUGCGUCCCCCGCCAAAUCCGCACCUUUCAGUUCGACUCCUUCAUCGAGACCUCUCGUACCUACCUGGGCAUGGAGAGCUUUGAUGAGGUUGUCAGGCUGUGUGAUGCUUCUACUACUGUUACCUAUCUUGAAGCCAGCAAGCAGUUCCUCCAAAUGCGCAAAGUGGCACCAACCAACGCCUUGGAAGUUGUAGAGGAUGUCAGCGAAUUCAAAGCCGAAUUCCUGGUGGUUGGAAAGAGGAACCCAAGCAUGCCCGCGUGCCAAAUGCUCUGCCAGUGGUUGGAGAAGUGUCUUAACAGCAGCACUCAUGACUACCCCUGUGGCAUCAUGAACACCCCUUGCCAGUGCUGGGAGACCCCCAAAAGGAAGCCAGGAAGCUGCUACAGAGGAGGUGUCCUGGUCGAGAAGUGCCUACCUGCUCCCAAAGACAACGGGCGUGAUGUUGAGAUUAUCAAGGGUUGGGCCAAUUGGGGGCGCUGGUCCGUGUGCAGCCAGGAGUGUGGUGGUGGAGUGCAAGUGCGUAGCCGUUCCUGUCAGCCCAACGAGGCUGCCUGUGAGGGGACUGUGGAGGAGGGACGGUCCUGCAACCCCCAGCCCUGCAUUGGCAAAGAGCGAAGCAAGAGCUCAGGAUUGAGGGCUAUUGUUGGUGCAAGAAGAGAUGAUGUUCAGGGACUUGUUGCCAACCCAAUAGAUUCUCAAGCUGAUGCCUGGACUCCUUGGAGUGCCUGCUCACAGACAUGUGGAGAGGGCUGGCAGAGUCGUACCCGUGUCUGUGCCACUUCCGCUUUCUCUACUCAGUGUAUUGGACCCCUCAAGGAGACCCGCCCAUGCAACAACACUGCUAUCUGCCCCGUGGAUGGUGCCUGGGAUGAAUGGGCCCCAUGGAGCUUGUGCUCUUCUACCUGCGGCCGUGGUUACCGUGACCGUGUGCGUACAUGCAAACAGCCCGAGAACGGAGGAGAGCCAUGCAGGGGCCCAACCAGACAGACCAAAUUCUGCAACAUCGCCGUGUGCCCAGUGGAUGGACACUGGAAUGAGUGGACUGCCUGGAGUACCUGCUCUGCCUCUUGCUCAAAUGGGACCAGACAAAGGACAAGAGAGUGCAACGGGCCGUCCUAUGGAGGCUCCGAGUGCCAUGGCAGCUGGAAAGAAACUGACAACUGCUUCCUUAAAGAAUGCCCUGUUGAUGGACGCUGGCAUGCAUGGACCACCUGGGGCAGUUGCAGUAAGACUUGUGGUGGAGGCGUACAGCAAAGACAGCGAGUUUGUGAGGGUCCCUUCUUUGGUGGGGAGCCUUGCGAUGGAGACAACCGUGAACAGAAAAAGUGCAAUGAGAAGAGAUGCCCUGAACCCCAUGAGAUCUGCCCUGAGCAAAACACAGGCGAUAUUGUGUGGAAGAAGACCCCUGCUGGCGAAAUGGCUGCUAUUCCUUGCCCCUCUGAUGCUUCUGGUCUAAUUCUGCGCCGCUGCACCCUGGACGCUGUCGGUCUUGCCUUCUGGGAGAAUCCAACUCACAUCAAAUGCGUUUCCAAGAACUAUGAGAACAUUCAGACCCUGUCCAGGGACUACAAUGCCAAAGCGCAUAUGGGCCAGAGUGUAGAUGGGAUAGCUGAGGUGAUUUCACGCCUUAGAUUUUCCUCGGAUGAAGGUGCUAAGUACAGCGGGGACCUGAUGGCUGUUAUGGAUAUCCUUAAAAAUACCACAGACGUGUACAAAGCAACCCGUUUAAGGCUAAGCAACGCUGACGUAGAGAACUUUGUCCAGACCAUCAGCAACUUACUCAAGGAGGAGCACCGUGACAAAUGGGAAGAGUCACAACUGAUGGGCGCUAGCAUCAAAGAUUUCCUCCGCCUGGUUGAAGACUUUGUGAACAUGAUUGGUAUGCAAAUGAGCGGCUUCCAGGACAUUUACGAAGUCACAGAAAAUUUAGUGAUGAGUAUCCACAAGCGCCCCACCAGCACAAACUCCAAUUUCACUUUUCCAGUAAAAGGGUGGAGGGGCAUGUUGGACUGGGUCAGGAGCUCUGAGGAGAAAAUCACAGUGAGCCGUGAUGCACUGUCCCUUGAGCAAGCUGAUGGAAAUGAUGCGUUUGUGACUGGCAUCGUCCUCUACAAAAACCUUGCAUCCAUCCUGUCCUUUCAGAGCAAUGCCACCUUGUUUAACUCUAAAGUUGUGACAGUUAUCGUGAGCCCGACUCCCAAUCUGCUCUCAUCUCCUGUAGAAAUCGAGUUCCCACAUCUCCACAAUGAUACUAUGAAUGAGACUUGCCUGUCCUGGGAUGAAAGUGAGAGUUCCUCUCUGCUCGGGUCUUGGUCUGCUCGGAGCUGCAGAGCGGUGCCCGUCCAUUCAUUCAGAACCAAAUGCGUGUGUGACAGCCUCUCCACCUUCGCCAUUUUAGCUCGCGUCAACUUCGAUUCGAUCAUGGACAAGUCGCUACUACCCUCCGUGACGCUCAUUGUUGGCUGUGGGGUCUCCUCUCUCACCCUGUUACUUCUCAUCAUCAUCUAUGUGUCCGUAUGGAAGUAUAUUCGUUCUGAGAGAUCUGUUAUCCUUAUCAACUUCUGCCUCUCCAUCAUCUGCUCAAACGCCCUCAUUCUUGUUGGACAAACUCAGGCUCGUAACAAGGUGGUGUGCACUCUGGUGGCUGCCUUCCUCCAUUUCUUCUUCCUCUCUUCUUUCUGUUGGGUGCUGACAGAAGCUUGGCAGUCCUACAUGGCUGUCACUGGUCGUCUGCGCAACCGUAUUAUCCGCAAGCGCUUCUUGUGCCUUGGCUGGGGGCUGCCUGCAUUGGUCGUGGCUGUGUCUGUUGGCUUCACAAAGGCAAAGGGAUACGGCACUGUCAACUAUUGCUGGCUAUCUCUUGAAGGCGGACUCCUGUACUCUUUUGUUGGCCCCGCUGCCGCUGUUGUCUUGGUGAAUAUGGUCAUUGGUAUUCUGGUCUUCAACAAGCUGGUGUCCAAGGACGGCAUCACCGAUGUUAAGCUGAAGGAGAGAGCAGGGGCCUCUCUAUGGAGCUCUUGUGUAGUUCUGCCCCUUCUGGCCCUAACUUGGAUGUCUGCAGUCCUAGCUAUCACCGACCGCCGCUCUGCCCUCUUCCAGAUCUUGUUUGCCGUUUUCGACUCCCUGGAGGGCUUUAUCAUUGUCAUGGUGCACUGCAUUCUCCGCCGUGAGGUCCAAGAGGCUGUAAAGUGCAGAGUAGUGGACCGCAAGGACGAUGGUAACGGAGACUCUGGCAGCUCCCAUCACAACAGCCACUCACAGCAUAUGCAGUCUGACAAUGAAAAGGAUGGCGAUUCAAGCAGACAAGGCAUGAAGAGCUCCUCUGAGGAGAAGAUGGGCCCUCCCCAGAUGCCCCUUCCCAUGGGGUCCAACUUCCACACCCUGCCUUCCAAACCAAGCAAGAGCCACAUGCAGGCUGUCCCAGAAUACUCCAGCCACACCCUAACUCUCAAACGGGAUAAGGGGCUUGUCGCUGGAGGCAUGGACCCAACAUGCGGCAAACCAGUCUACGUUUGCGAAGGCGAGCUUUUCCAACAACUAGAUGCUGAUUUAGCUCGUGUCCAAGCGGAGGGGAGCAUGUCUGACGGAAGUGGGUACAUCCUUAUGCCUAAUACAACAUCAACUCUACGCAAAGCAAAAGACGAUCCAACCAAGUACAACAUCGCCGUAGAGCAGAUGCCCCAAGCUAGACUUAUGCAUCUCGGAGGGCCAUUCGCAGAGCCACAAGCCGCUUUUGGGAUCCAGGGUAUUCCCCCGGAUCAAGUCAGCAUGUCCUAUUCGGAACGGGACUCCCCAAUCCAAAACAUCCACAACAUGUCCAGCGAAUCACACAUCACCCACAGCAGCCUGGAGAACACUUUCGAAUCUAUGAACUCCAUGAUGUCCAAGAGUGAGACCAUCUCAACGCUAUCAAUGAGCUCUCUGGAGAGGCAGAAAUCCCGUUAUGCUGAGUUGGAUUUUGAGAAAAUAAUGCACACCAAGAAGCGCCACCAAAACAUGUUUCAGGACCUCAACAGGAAGCUACAUCAUGCUGAGAAAGACCGUGAGUCGCCAGCUUCAGAUAGCAAGUCUGUGAGAUGGAGUGUCUCUUCUGGAGGAAGUGACAAAACCAACCACAGCGACAAACAGCAAGCUUCAAUGGAGAGGCCAUGGGAAGGAGUCCGUGGUAUUCCGCAGUCACCUCCCGCUUGGGUACGGAAAGACAUGGAGCCUCUCGCCGCCUCGCCUCUGGAGCUGCACUCGGUCGACUGGGAGAAAACCAGCACCACUAUCCCUAUGGUGGGACAGGACAUUAUCGACCUGCAAACCGAAGUCUGAGGGGAACAAUGGAGGCGUAAUGCAAGCUUCCUCAUGUCACCUCGGCUACCUUUUACCAUUAUGGGAUCCUAUCUUAAGGAUUCCAAAGGGUGGAAAGAAAAAGUAGGUCCCAGAAUCUGUGUCUUCAAAGCUCUCCACCUGAGCAGAAUGGGGGUAAGGAUGGAGAGAGGGAUGGUGGAUGCUGGCGAAGUUUUUGUGCUGGGAUGUUAAAUGUAGCUUCACUGUUGUGGACUUAAAGCAUCUCCUGUCAGAGUGCUGUCAGAAGUGCGGAGAUGAGUGGUGUCCACUGACCAGGACUGGGCUGUGGCGUCAUCUCACUCUUCGCCCGGAGUUUCCCUGAACCCAUCGUGGUCAGAAGAUGUGGUUGACAUAUCUGUGCUUCUUUUUUCCUUCAACUCAGCUUUGGAAAAAAAAAAUACUUAACAAUAUCAAAAUGGUGGUGCGUCCUCCCUGCUUCUUGAGGGGGGUGGCCACCACACAAACAAUGGCUGCUUUUAUCUCUCAGCCUCAGAGUUACCUUCCAUUAAACUACAAGGCAAGAGAGCAAAAAGGACUACUUCUCAUCAACUUGGGAGGCCGACUGCAUUUGGGACGAAGGGCACACAUGUUUAGUUUUAUUUAGUCUGUCUUGCUUCUCACUUGGACUGAUCUAAACAGAGACUCUCUGAGAGACUGUAGAGCCAAAACUCCAAUAGUUAUUAUUACAAUGAUUAUUGUCAGUGUUAAAAUUAUAUAUUCUGAUUACCUGUUGUAAUCUUUCUUUCAUCCACGACUGUCCACCACAAAUUAAAUUAUUUUUUGUUUGGACCUGUGUGAUGUGUUGUGGGCCCAUAUGGACUGCAUUGGGACAAACGACUGCGUGGUGAUGGUUCGGUGAAUGACCCGAAUGUCCUGGUUUUGUUUUUGCUUUUACCAAAAUACCAGCACCAGGAUGAACAUAGACUCUCACACUAGAAGAGCAGUGCACUCUGGGAUACGCUGGCUGGCUUGUGAGGCCUAGCCUCCAUUUAAGUGGCACAAGAUGCAGGCUCUUCCAUGUGGUAUUUGAGGAUUUGGGUUCGAUUUGGACAUCGCCCCUUUGUUUCUCAGCCUUGCAGGACUCUGGACUGAGACUUCUGCUGUAGCUUCCACGGCAGCAGGUCUUCUCGACUUCAACACAUUUGUGUUUUAGCCAUCAGUGUGAAUAGUGCAAUAUGAUGGAUGCUUGAUGCUCAAGCAAGACCAAUAUUAUGAGAUAUAUUAGGCAGUUUUUCUUACCAAUGUUUCAAACUUUUAUACCAUCUCCCUCAUAUAGAUGCUUUAUGAUAAUAUUGUAUAACAAAUCUGUUUUAGUAAUUCAAAGAAUUCAUUCACUAGAGAUUUGUUAGCACAUGGCUCCUUGUACAGAGCCUCUGUGACAAUAGAUAAUUGUUCUUCAAUAACUUCAUUUGAAUGAAUGAACUUGACUGUGCUCCAGGAUGAAUCAGACCUCAUGUCUCUGUCCAGUGUUUUUUAAACCUGUCAGUAACUCAGUAUGUAACCAGCCGACCCUCAGCCCAUACCUCGAGUUACUUGUCUGAAGCCAUUUGUAUUUCCUGUCCCUUUGUUUUGUAUGUUACCUCUGUAAUGUACAGU
This is a messenger RNA of Periophthalmus magnuspinnatus, 6759 nucleotides long. RefSeq names its product adhesion G protein-coupled receptor B1-like. Gene Ontology annotation, molecular function: G protein-coupled receptor activity. The coding region runs from base 589 to 5145 and encodes 1518 amino acids. The transcript is spliced from 32 exons. The record is from RefSeq and is a predicted model, not a curated record. NCBI's taxonomy places the organism in Eukaryota, Metazoa, Chordata, Actinopteri, Gobiiformes, Gobiidae. Gene Ontology annotation, biological process: cell surface receptor signaling pathway; negative regulation of angiogenesis; G protein-coupled receptor signaling pathway. Gene Ontology annotation, cellular component: plasma membrane.